UCCUCCAUGCUCAGUGUGUUACUCUUGCAUCUGCCACGCAACCUCGGCCGACCGGAGGGGGAGUGCUCAUGAGUCCCUUUACUGAGCCACAAAUUACCGAAUUACGCCCUUGUCUCUAACCCAGAGCCACAUGGAAGCCGGCCAGGAGGGAGCCCAGGCUGCGAAAAGUGUAAAAGUAGCAGGAGGAGGAAGAGAAAGCAGUCACGACGGGGAGACAUCACCAGGAGGAAAUAUGGCGGGAAAUGAAGUAAAUAAGUCGCCAAACAAAAAGGAACCUGUUGUGGAAGAAACCAAAUUUGAUGACGAGAAGAGGAAGCUGAAUGAUGAACAGACACACAAACACCACAUGCAGAAUGGUGAAGUUCAGCCAGAUGAAGUUCAAAAUGAACAAAUACAAGCAAAACGAAUAAAAGAAUCUUUGCAAGAACAGGCGGUAAAUGGCGUGAAAGAAAUGGUGCCGUUGGAGAAGAAUAAAGAACCAGAGCAACCCAAGAAAGUGGAGGAGGAUGAGGAGGAGGAGGAGGAAGAGGAAGAUGAUGUAUUUGGUGCAUUAUCCAUCUUCACCUCUGAGGUGUUUGCAACCUUGAGCUCUCCUGCCGAGCCUCUAACACGUGAAGAAAGAAAUCCACGCCCGCUUUCAACAAAUGGCGUGGACCCAGCGAAUACCAUGAGGCUUUUGCAGGACCUAUUGACAUACGAUGACGAAGAACCAGAUGUAACUUACGGUCUUGGUCCAGUAGACGCUCAUGGGAGGUUAGCAGUAGUUUCACACCUACUAGCAGCUUUGGUCACUACCCUUGACCCACAACACCUGCGGCGACUUGCUACACGAAUCAUGUCGGACUCUUGCCUUUGGGUUUCUCGUCUCUUUAGGUACUUUGAAUCGACGGCAUAUAUCCACGAGGACGUACGAGAAGGAAUCGUGAGAGUGUGCCGAAUGCUUCUUCACACUCGGUAUCCAAAAUACACAACGGAGGGUUAUCAAGCAGUGUAUGCCAGGCCUCCUGUUAUAUACACUAGCAGUACAGUCAGACCUGGCCUCCCACAACACAUUGGAACUAUGUUGGGUCUUGGGUCUGGGUGCGUACGUGUGGUCCCCUGCAACACUGUAGUGGGCUCUCCAGUAGCAAUGGACACGGCUGCGCUGGACCGCAUGAUGGCCGAAGAUUUGGCUGCACAAAAGAAGCCAUUCCUUGUCAUUGCUAAUGCAGGUGGUGGAGCUGUUGGAGGAGUGGACAACGUCGGUAGGAUUCAAGAGUUGUGCAAUAACCACGAAGCCUGGCUGCACGUUGAAGGUCAUGCACUUGCAGCUCUCACCUUGCCCAAUGCACCCAACAUGUCUGCCAAAGUAGGAGAUAGUAUGACUCUACCACUGUCCCUGUGGUUGGGUGUUCCGUCGCUGCCCUACAUUACAUUGUACAAGGCAUACGAAGCUUCAGCGAUUCAUGCAGUGGGUCUGACGGCUCUUAGUCUCCAUGUGCGGCUGUCUUGUCUUCCUCUGUGGACUACACUUCAGACACUAGGUCAGAGUGGUGUGGUCUCUCGGUUUCAACAUUCCUUCGAGUUGAGUCACCAUCUUCAGCAGCACCUAGCAACGCUCGCUAGGAUACGCCUGCUAAGUCCAGCCCCACCUGAUGGUACGAGCUUUGUGACUAUCCAGGAUCUAGUUACUAAACCUAUUAGUACAAUGCAACUAUUGGAGACUGUAAGUGGGUCAGUGGUGUUCCAGUAUGUAGAUGAAGUCAACGCUGGUGGGAAAAACUCCGAGUACUACGACAACCUGAACUCCUGGCUGGGUCAGGUUGUAAGGAGAGAUGUUGGCACCAUACCCCUGGAGUUGGUGCAGCUGGAGACGGCAGGCUUGGUGCUCCGUUGGAGUCCAAUGGAAGGCCCAGAUACACAUCACAUAACCUUGGCUGAUGUUGAUCAUCUCAUUCACUCCUUACAUCAUCAGUUGGAUAUCCUAAAUGCAACGGUUGAACAGCGGAAGACCUUCACCGACUUGGUAUCGUCUGCAAACAAUCUUCAGUUAGUUGAUAUUCCUGGCUGGGCAGGACUUGGAGGAGUGCGUUACAUUGCUGACCUGUGGCUUGAUCAAAACCCAGUGUCAGAGGCUACUAAAGAAGAUAUUAAUGCACUCAAUGUUCAUUUAGUGUCGCAGCUCAAGGCCACUGAUUCUGCAUUCUCCUUAGGUGAGGGGAGCGACGGACUGAACUGUGUAAGAUUUGGAAUGGUAACGGCUGAUACCGACUUGUCCGAACUUCUCUCUUUAGUCGUCACCACAGGAAGAGAAAUCGAAACAUCAUCAAGAUUCCUCGAUCAGAUGACUGACAUUGUUCGAAAAGGUAUUGAGGCAGCAACCGAAGAUUUGAAACGGGAAAAUGAGGAACGAUUAUGGCAAGAAGGCAUCUUGCGCCACGUACCAAUAGUAGGGUCUGUCUACAACUGGUUUUCACCACCUCCGCCUCCGGGCAUCAAGGGACGCACAUUGGACCUUACAGCAGGAGUUUUAGAGAGUACUGAAAAUAUCUACCGCUACCACAUGCAGAUCCGACAUGGUUCAGCCCCAACCCGUAAUGAGACGAAGCUUCCUCCAGCUCCAUCGGUGCAGACUCCAGUGAGCCCAUCAGCUUCAUCUCCUUCUCAUUCUCGGUCAUCAUCCACUACCUCAGCAAAAUCGCCCGGGUCCACACAUUCUCGACAGGCGUCUGAUCAGCCGUCGGCAGCAACUCUAGACACGAAGAGUGUCAUUGCCCCUCCCUUGACAGCUAAUGGCAUUACAGCAACUGUGCAAAGCUAAAUCUUUUCUAAAAUCUCUGAAUCAGUGUGGUGAGCUAUCAUUAUGGGCUCUGAGGUGAGCAGUUAGAAGUAUUUUUUAUAAAUACUGUUCUCCUUUCAAAGUCUUGAAUUGAUAUCUUAUAACACCAUUGUCAUGUUUUAUAUUCCCACAUACCGUAUUACUUUGUGCAUGUAAAUUUGAGUGAUUCAAAGCAAUAAGCAGUGUCAUGUGUUAGUUACCAACAUCAUUUGUACUUUAAGUUCCCAUUAACCUUUUAGCAGUGUUUUUGGCUAAUAAAAUUUAUAUUUUUCUUUGCAUUGGAGAAUGUUAUAAAAGUACAGUAAUUAACAAAAAUAAAGAUACAUUAUAAAUAGCUUUUACAUUUGUCAUUGUUUAGAAUUGUGUUAAAUUACGUUAGUGGCUCAAAGCUGGUGCUGUAAGCAAAUAUCUUUCAGUGUGUUAUGCUUAGCUAGCUGCCCUUUAUUUUUAACGUAAGGUUAAAAUAUUCAAAUUGUUUUCCACUCUAGUAGGUGGUCUGCCAUCUGGGGCCAGAUUCAUGAAGCAGUUGCGCAAGUACUUACGAACAAGUACAUCUUUCCUCAAUCUCUGACGGCUUUGGUUACAUUUAUUAAACAGUUAUAAGCAUGAAAACUUGCCAAUCAUCUGUUAUUGUUAUAAACAGCCUCCUGGUGCUUCGGAGCUCAUUAACACUAUCGCCUGCACCACGCGCUCACCGCAGACUUUAAUGUCAUGGGGUUAAUGGUGCUGGCGAGCGUGCGGCGACGCCUAAAUGUGUAUACUAGUUUGUUUUCUCAUCUUAAUUCUUGUGCUACGUCGUUCGUUUUGGUAUCAUUGUGUUCGCAAUUAAAUUCCCUGCAGAUGUAUAUGCAUAUAAUGUCCAAAACCCU
Procambarus clarkii (red swamp crayfish) is the source of this 3687-nucleotide messenger RNA. RefSeq names its product pyridoxal-dependent decarboxylase domain-containing protein 1. NCBI's taxonomy places the organism in Eukaryota, Metazoa, Arthropoda, Malacostraca, Decapoda, Cambaridae. Gene Ontology annotation, cellular component: intracellular membrane-bounded organelle. Gene Ontology annotation, molecular function: pyridoxal phosphate binding; carbon-carbon lyase activity. Gene Ontology annotation, biological process: carboxylic acid metabolic process. The record is from RefSeq and is a predicted model, not a curated record.